Molecule: messenger RNA, 675 nt
Organism: Triplophysa rosa
Lineage: Eukaryota; Metazoa; Chordata; Actinopteri; Cypriniformes; Nemacheilidae
Product: 5-hydroxytryptamine receptor 2C-like
Exons: 2
Coding region: 1-675 (224 amino acids)
Biological process (GO): chemical synaptic transmission; G protein-coupled receptor signaling pathway, coupled to cyclic nucleotide second messenger
Cellular component (GO): dendrite; membrane
Molecular function (GO): G protein-coupled serotonin receptor activity; neurotransmitter receptor activity
Source: RefSeq, a predicted model, not a curated record
AUGGGAUGUGAGGGCACGGUGAAAAGUUCAACGCGACUGCUAUCACUUCCCAUUCCAGUGAUGGGCUUCCAAGAUAUGGAGAAGGUGUUUGUGAACGGCACUUUGAAUGAGCCUUGGUUUGUUCUUGUCGGCUCGUUCAUUGCCUUCUUCAUUCCUCUGGUCAUCAUGGUGGUCUGCUACUACCUCACCCUCUGUGUUCUCCAUCAACAAUGCAGUGCCUUCCCUCAAGAGACCAAGGGGUACUCCAAAUGUUCCUCAGCUCAGACAGGUGACACAAGUCUGCUUAACAACAGCUCCUCCUCCCAGAUGCCUACUUUUUUGCUUAAAAAGCAUCAGGUUAGUAGUGAAGAUCAAGGUAGACGAGGAAUGAUGAAAGCUAUUAGAAAUGAGCAACGGGUCUGCAAAGUCCUGGGCAUUGUGUUUUUCCUCUUUCUGGUGAUGUGGUGUCCGUUCUUCACCACCAAUGUGGUGAUCGCUGUCUGCCAGUACAACUGUGAGCAUCUUGAGCAGCUCAUGAAUGUUUUUGUGUUGGUGGGUUAUGUCUCCUCUGGUGUGAACCCUCUGAUCUACACACUCUUCAACAAGACCUAUCGGCAUGCCUUCAGCCUCUACCUGCAAUGCAAAUAUCACAGAGAUAUUGCAAAGGGAAGAAAAAGCACAACUCAUUUCCGGUGA